This is a messenger RNA of Mangifera indica (mango), 1955 nucleotides long. RefSeq names its product beta-galactosidase 8-like. The record is from RefSeq and is a predicted model, not a curated record. Gene Ontology annotation, biological process: carbohydrate metabolic process. Gene Ontology annotation, cellular component: vacuole; cell wall. The transcript is spliced from 17 exons. Gene Ontology annotation, molecular function: beta-galactosidase activity. Bases 2 to 1867 code for a protein of 621 amino acids. Lineage: Eukaryota; Viridiplantae; Streptophyta; Magnoliopsida; Sapindales; Anacardiaceae.
CAUGCUUAAUAUGAGAGGUAAAGAGAUUCUAGUGGUCUUGUGCUGGUUGUUGGGAGUCAUUGCAACGAUGUCGUUUGGUGUUGAUGUAACGUACGAUCAUCGAGCGGUGGUGAUUGAUGGCAAGCGUAGGGUCCUCAUCUCCGGCUCCAUUCAUUACCCUCGCAGCACUCCUGAGAUGUGGCCGGACCUUAUACAGAAAUCAAAGGAUGGAGGAUUGGACGUCAUCGAGACAUAUGUUUUUUGGGACUUACAUGAACCAGUUCAAUACCAGUAUAAUUUCGAAGGAAGAUAUGAUUUAGUUAAGUUCGUGAAGUUGGUAGCAGAAGCUGGUCUUUAUGUUCAUCUGCGCAUAGGUCCAUAUGUCUGUGCUGAAUGGAACUAUGGAGGAUUUCCUCUUUGGUUGCAUUUUAUACCAGGAAUUGAGCUUCGAACUGAUAACGAACCAUUCAAGGCUGAAAUGCAGCGAUUUACCACCAAAAUUGUGGAUCUGAUGAAACAGGAGAACCUUUAUGCCUCACAAGGAGGACCCAUCAUUUUAUCACAGAUUGAAAAUGAGUAUGGAAACAUUGACGCGGCCUAUGGGCCUGCUGCAAAGUCCUAUAUCGAAUGGGCAGCAAGUAUGGCUGUAUCUCAGAAUACAGGAGUACCCUGGGUCAUGUGCCAGCAGUCAGAUGCUCCUGAUCCAAUGAUAAACACUUGCAAUGGGUUCUACUGUGACCAAUUCACCCCAAAUUCUGACAAGAAACCCAAAAUGUGGACAGAGGAUUGGACCGGUUGGUUUCUUUCCUUUGGCGGUGCUGUACCUUACAGACCUGUGGAAGACAUUGCAUUUGCAGUGGCGCGUUUCUUUCAGCGAGGUGGAACUUUCCAAAAUUACUACAUGUACCAUGGCGGAACUAAUUUUGGUAGGACAUCUGGUGGUCCCUUUAUUGCAACAAGUUAUGAUUAUGACGCUCCCCUUGAUGAAUAUGGGCAACUUAGACAACCCAAAUGGGGCCACCUGAAAGACCUGCAUAAGGCCAUCAAGCUAUGUGAACCAGCAAUGGUGGCCACUGAUCCAAACAUUACAUCCCUAGGUCAAAAUUUGGAGGCAGCUGUAUAUAAUUCAGGAUCAGCGUGUGCUGCCUUUCUUGCAAACAUAGAUACGACAUCAGACAUAACUGUAAAUUUCAAUGGCAAUUCUUAUCUGUUGCCUGCAUGGUCUGUGAGCAUUCUACCAGACUGCAAGAAUGUAGUUCUGAAUACUGCAAAGAUAAAUUCUGUGACUCUGGUUCCAAGCUUCACGCGUCAAUCUCUGAAAGCUUUGUCAGAGUGGAAUUAUAUAAAUGAACCUGUAGGCAUAUCAAAGGAUGCGUUUACAGUCGCCGGAUUAUUAGAACAAAUAAACACCACAGCUGACAAAAGUGACUACUUAUGGUACUCAUUAAGCGCUGUCUUCGAAGCCAAUGAGACUUUCUUUCGAGAUGGAUCUAAAACUGUUCUUCAUGUGGAAUCACUCGGUCAUGGCCUUCGUGCUUUCGUAAAUGGGAAGUUGGCAGGGAGUGGAAUAGGCAGCAGUGGCAAUGCUAAGGUGUCAGUGGAGAUGCCUGUUGAACUUGUACCUGGGAGGAACACAAUAGAUCUCCUCAGUUUUACUGUUGGACUUCAGAACUAUGGAGCUUUCUACGACAAAACAGGGGCAGGGAUCACUGGUCCUGUGCAGAUAAAAGGUUUGAAAAAUGGAACUACUAUUGAUCUUUCGUCGAAGCAGUGGACAUAUCAGACUGGACUACAAGGAGAAGCAUUAAAUCUGCCUAGUGGAAAUUCUCCACAGUGGGUUUCAAAUUCUACCUUGCCCAAGAAUCAGCCCUUGAUAUGGUACAAGUAGACUUCACCGGGAUGGGGAAGGGUGCGGCAUGGGUAAAUGGACAAAGCAUUGGGCGUUACUGGCCAACAUAUGUCGCCCCGAAUGAAGG